AGUUAAUAGCAACCAAACCCGAAGGUCGAACUUAAACUAUAUUAUUUGCGUGCCCUGCAUCUAACUUAAGUAGUGUAGUCGUUCUCUUUGCCCGCGAGGAACACAUUUGCCAUCUAAAGACAUUUUCGGAAAAGUUAUUGUUGGCUAUUUCUCUUACAAGCUAUUCCGGUGAACAACAAAGAUGACUACCGUAGUGGUUACACAGCAGCCAGGGGCCAGACAGAUGUUGAUCGGGUCCGUCCAAGGCCACAGGGACUGGGAUAGCGGGCUUUUUGCCUGCUGCUCCGACUGCAAAUCAUUAUUGAUUACGUAUUUCUGCCUGCCGUGCGCAAUCUGUAACAUCUCGACACGGGCGGGAGAAUGUAUGUGCAUGGCCUGGUGUGUCACCGGGGGUUUAAUAGCUCUCAGGGCCCGAAUCAGGACGCUUGGAGGAAUCCAGGGUUCCAUCUGCGGUGACUGCAUGGUGAUGUCGUGUUGCGGCAUGUGUGCCAUUUGCCAAAUGCAAAGAGAACUGGAAGCUAUGGGCCUCUAAAUUGACCAGCAGCCCGGGCCAUUUAUGAUAGUGAGAUGAUUUCGAAGAGAUAUCGUGCACCUUUAUUUACCUUGCAUUUAAAUGAAGAUAAUACAUGUUGUUUUGUCAACAGAGUAACUUUACGACUGUUUAUUCUGUAUAUGUAAGAACAAAUUGUUUAUUAAUUCGUGCGAUAUUAAAGCAUGAGAAAUAGGUUUUUUUUGUAUUAUUUUGGUGGCAAUAAAUUAUCAAUGUUUACUAAUCGAUACCAAUCUGUGGAUUCUCAUAUGGGCUUAAUUCUACUUCAACAUUGACCUGUUUGUGUGUAUACUACAUUAAAAGUAAAGGUAGAAGAAUUAACACAGAUGAGUUUAAAAUACGUUUGCAAACCAUAUUUUAAAAGGUAGUUAUCCAAAACGUCAAGUGAUCGUAUAACUUGGUUGUAUUUGAGUUGUGAAAACUAUGCACAGAUUAUAAGUAUCUCCCAUGACCGAGAGUGAUCAUUCCGACCCGAGCGUAGGGUGUUUUGCGGAAACGAGGUUUACCGAGUUUCCGCAAAACACCCUGCGCGAGGGUCGGGAUGAACAUAUCUUAUACGAGCGGCUAUGGUAGAUGCUUUUUCUCCCAUCUCAGUUAAACAAAAUUAAGUAAAAAUGUAUUUUUUAAUGGAACUCUUUUUUGCUUAGUGAAAAUAAUUGCGUAUAGAUAUGCGAUAGCACGUGGUUGUCAUGGAUAUACGCGCAGUGAUCCAGUUAAUGUUAAUAGUCAAAUCGGUUUUUUUUAAAUAGUUCUAAGGAGAAUGAAGCAUUAUUUCUUGAAUGGUGCAUGAAAACAGUUUUAUGAUGUCAAUUGAAGCGAGAAAUAAUUAAUUAGCGUUCUAAAUAUUACAAUAAGACAAGAUUUCUUUGAUGCUACUGACAACAGUCGUCAACAAGGGAGGUAAUUACAAUGUGGUAAAGGAGUUCCAUACGGGCAUUUUAUCUUCGCCCGUGGGCAAGAUAAGAAUAUCUAGCAUGGUUAAAUUAUUGGAUCUACUUAUCUUAGGUGGGAGAAUAUAAGUAUCUUCCAUGGCCGAGAGUGUAAGAUAGGUUCAUUCCGACCCGAGCGUAGGGUGUUUUGCGGAAACGAGGUCUACCAAGUUUCCGCAAAACACCCUGCGCGAGGGUCGGGAUAAACCUAUCUUACACGAGCGGCUAUGGUAGAUGCGUUUUCUCCCACCUCAGUUAAACAAAAUUUAGUUAAAAUGUAUUGCGUACGGAUAUGCGAUAAUUCGUGGUUGUCAUGGAUAUUCGCGCAGUGAUUCAGAGUGUGUUAAUGGCCUGAUCGGUCUUUAAAUAGUUCUAAGAAGAGUGAAGCAUUAUUUCUUGAAAUAUGCGUGAAAACUAUUUUCUGGUGACAUUUGAAGCGAGAAAUAAUAAACUAGCGUUCUAAAUAUUGCCACAAGGCAAGGUUUCCAUGAUGCGCUACAGACGACAGUCUUAAACAAGGGAGGUAAUUACAAUGUGGUGACCACUAAAAGAAGUUCCAUACGGGCAUUUUAUAUUCGCCCGUGGGCAAGAUAAGAAUUUCUAGCAUGGUUAAAUUAAUGGAUCUACUUAUCUGAGGUGGGAGAAAGUGUUAUCUUAAUUUGGCUAUCAAUGUAAGCUUAGAUAUAGGAGGAUAGGUACAUAUAAGUGUAAUAUUAUUUAUUUCCUUCUUGCAACUCUUAUCCUUCCCAGGCAUUAUUCAAGAUGUAUGCAUGUUCUUAGCAAUCAAAGGUACACAAGAGACCCAAACUAUUAUUGAAAAGACCCCAACUUUUUGUCAAUUAGAACCAGAAACAAUAAAGAGAUCACAACCUUUUUCAUCAGCUGACUUAAGAUCUGUCAUGCAACUGGAAAAAUAUAAAGGAGCCAGAAAAAUAGCUGAGAAUCUAAAGGUCGUUUUCUCUUGCAUUUUUCUUCCGUUUAAUAACUGUAAGAUUUCAAAUUCUACGAUGUUUUAAAAAUGUAAAUUUAUUAUUAUUUGUGUCCGGGUGUAUGUUCAAUAAAAUAAACAGUAUAAACACA
Mya arenaria is the source of this 2559-nucleotide messenger RNA. RefSeq names its product placenta-specific gene 8 protein-like. NCBI's taxonomy places the organism in Eukaryota, Metazoa, Mollusca, Bivalvia, Myida, Myidae. Bases 182 to 532 code for a protein of 116 amino acids. The transcript has 4 exons. The record is from RefSeq and is a predicted model, not a curated record.